AUGUCUCUGAGAGCAGACGCCGCUCAGUGCGGCGGUGUGGUGGUGGAGUACGAGAACGAUGACAUCAGAGAGGCACGAGAACGGAAACAACGGAGUAUACCAGGAUCUGCCCUCUUCUACCUCAAGGGCCCCAAGUUCCUCAUAUACGUCAGUGGAGCGUUGUCUAUGUGGGGUGAUCGCAUGUGGCACUUUGCCAUCUCUGUCUUCCUGAUUGAGCUGUACGGGCAUAACUUACUGCUGACUGCCAUCUUUGGCCUGGUGGUGGCCGGCUCUGUGCUUUUACUGGGCGCUCUGAUUGGAGACUGGGUGGAUCGAAACCCAAGAAAUAAAGUGGCCCACGCGUCCCUGUUCAUUCAGAACAUCUCAGUGACCGUCUGCAGUAUUGUGCUUAUGUUAGUGUUCUCAUACAAGAAGUGGAUUGAACAAAUCUGGGACGGCUGGUUAACUGUGGUUUGUUAUACGGUGGUGAUCGUCCUGGCAGAUGUGGCUAACCUGGCCAGCACAGCGCUCACUAUCGCCAUCCAGAGGGACUGGAUAGUGGUCAUCACGGGUUAUAACCGCGGCCACCUAGCAGGGAUGAAUGCCACCAUGCGGCGGAUUGAUCAAGUGACCAACAUCCUGGCGCCGCUGGCUGUGGGCCAGGUCAUGACCCUGGCCUCUAACGUGGUGGGCUGUGGCUUCAUCCUGGGCUGGAAUCUGGUCUCCCUGAUCGUGGAGUUCAUCUUCCUGUCCCGAGUUUACCGCAUCGUCCCUGCGCUGUCCGUCAAACCGCCGGCUACAGAGGAGCAGAACUACCUGGAGAAGAAGAGGGAAAGGAAGAGCUCGCAGGGUGAGAGUUCCUUAAGGCCAGCAGUGUUCCUCACAGAAGACAUGGGAGGAGCGUGUUCGAGAGAGCGGACCUCCAUGCUGCCCCCGUGCCUCCGUCGGCUUCGUGGGCUCCUCAGCACCUGCAGGGAAGGCUGGAGGGCGUAUUACAGGCAGCCUGUGUUCCUGGCAGGUUUGGGCUUGGCCUUCCUGUACACCACGGUGCUGGGCUUCGACUGCAUCACCACAGGCUAUGCCUACACCCAGGGCAUCAGCGGCUCCCUGCUGAGCCUGCUGAUGGGCGUUUCAGCUGUGGCCGGCCUACUGGGAACCGUCCUGUUCACCAAGUUGCGCAAAGCCUACGGGCUGGUCAACACUGGUAUGAUCUCCAGCUGCCUGCACCUGGCCUGCCUGCUCUUGUGCGUGUGCUCUGUGUUCGCUCCAGGCAGCCCCAUGGACCUGGGCGUGCUAACACAGGGUAAUGGGUCAGGUGCGGGAGGGAUGACCGGAGGAGGACACCAAAGACAUGGAUACACGCUACAGGGAGGCAACAACCAGCCUUUACUUCCUGACCGCUCUUCCAUUCACUGGACCAACAACACUGUGCUAUUUGAAAACGCACCAGCAGGGAGCGUACCUGAGUCCUACAUGUCCAUCACCCUGCUGUUUCUUGGAGUCAUCACGGCUCGAAUCGGUCUCUGGUCGUUUGACCUGACGGUGACCCAGCUGCUGCAGGAGACCAUCUGCGAGUCCGAGCGCGGUGUGGUUAACGGAGUUCAGAGCUCCAUGAACUACUUGAUGGACCUUCUGCACUUCCUCAUGGUCAUCUCAGCGCCGCAGCCGCAGCACUUUGGCAUUCUCGUCAUCGUCUCCGUCCUGUUCAUCACCACGGGGCACACCAUGUACUUCAUGUACGCCCGGAAGGCCAAGAGGAAACAGCGUCUCAACACGUAAACACCACAUACCUGUAACAGAC
Messenger RNA from Colossoma macropomum (tambaqui), 1780 nucleotides. RefSeq names its product solute carrier family 40 member 1. The record is from RefSeq and is a predicted model, not a curated record. Gene Ontology annotation, molecular function: iron ion transmembrane transporter activity. Gene Ontology annotation, cellular component: membrane. NCBI's taxonomy places the organism in Eukaryota, Metazoa, Chordata, Actinopteri, Characiformes, Serrasalmidae. The transcript is spliced from 8 exons. Gene Ontology annotation, biological process: iron ion transmembrane transport. The coding region runs from base 1 to 1758 and encodes 585 amino acids.